AUGGCGACGAUUACUGCGACGAUUCAGCACGUGUCCGUCACCGGAUCAAAGAGUGAUCAUCCCAGCGGUGACCCAAGUCUGGCAUUCCCGGACGACGAUCAAACACUCCCACCAGUGUUCACAGACAAGUUUGCUGAACGAAAGCAUUUGAAACAUCGUCUUGCACUUGCAUUCCGGAUCUUCGGUAAACAUGGUUUCGGCGAAGGGGUUGCUGGUCAUGUCACGCUGCGCGAUCCUGUAGACCCGCACGCUUUUUGGGUCAAUCCUUUCGGACUGGAUUUUUCGCUGAUCACGGAUGACGACCUCAUCUUGGUGAACUCCGAGGGCAAGGUCAUCGACGGUGGCAGGAAUAGGUUGCUGAAUUACGCGGCUUUCGCCAUACAUUCCGAGAUUCACGAGGCUCGGCCUGAUGUUCACUGCGCAGCGCAUUCGCACAGUCUGUGGGGACGUGCAUUCUGUGCCACUGGUCGUGAACUACAGAUGCUCUCGCAGGACGCAUGUGUGUUCUACAAGGACCAUGCGCUGUAUCGGACAUUCGCCGGCGUAGUCCUGGACUCAGAUGAGGGCAAGCACAUUGCCCAAGCCUUGGGCAACAAGAAGGCUCUGAUCUUGGCCAAUCACGGCCUUCUGACGGCCGGUAACACCAUUGAAGAGGUUGUCGCGUGGGACGGGCUGCCCGCUUGUGGAGAUAGCACGGCAGAGGCCCAGAGUACCUGGGAAGCGUUAGGUCACAGUAAGGCUGGGUACUUCAUGGGUCUACCACAGUUUCAGAGAGCUGAGAGGGACGAGUUCGGCGAAAGGACGUACUUGGGCAAGGGCAUCGAGGCAUUGUAG
Messenger RNA from Cyphellophora attinorum, 834 nucleotides. RefSeq lists its product as uncharacterized. Bases 1 to 834 code for a protein of 277 amino acids. Gene Ontology annotation, cellular component: cytoskeleton. Lineage: Eukaryota; Fungi; Ascomycota; Eurotiomycetes; Chaetothyriales; Cyphellophoraceae. The transcript is spliced from 2 exons. Gene Ontology annotation, molecular function: actin filament binding. The record is from RefSeq and is a predicted model, not a curated record.